AGACAGACAGUAAAUACCGUACAGUGACUUGAGUUUGACGGUCGGCUCCACUGAGACAUUUUUAUCUUCCUCUCUGCUUAGAUCUUGCCUCACCAUCUCAUUUUAAUUUUAAUUAAUCUCAGCACUGACCCACAAAGCUCGAGAUCAAUUUCUUCAAGCUGGUAUGAACUUGUGAUAAUUCUUUCCUCAAAGCACUUAAAUUUGCUAAAGUUGUUACCUUUUUGGAAAAAUUUAGUGGCCCAUCAUGACUUCAGUACAUUUCUAGCUCUGCAGAUGUUAAAGUUUUGAUCUUUGCUUAUGUUAUUUGUGGGAUUGCUGCAUUUUUGUGUUAUAUUGUCUUUGUUUUGUUGUUUUGAUUAGUGGGUUUGGGAGGGUUUUAGUGAUUUUGGAAUUGGGUCUGUUUUAUGGAUGUGCAUUUGAAGAAUCUGUUUUCGAGAUUUCAAGAACAAUUUGGGGCUGGCCCAGGGCUUGGUCCUGGCUCAGGAACUUGUCUUGUGAAUGUAGAUGGUGUUACACCAUUAGCUAUUAAGUCCCUUUAUAGGGCUGCUGCUGCUUUGUUUAGGACUGAUCCUUGGAAGAGGUUUCGGCCUGGACAUUUAUUUGGUGUAAGGGUAGGAAAGGAUUCGGAUUGGUCUCGUAAGAAGCAGCCAUUUCCGUGUAUUCAAUUUAUUGGCGGGGAUGGUGGGGAUUUGGGGUUUCAUAUGUUUAGAUCAGAAAGUGAUGCUGUUAGGAUGACGGGUUCCAGAGAAACAAUUCGGGUUCCAAAUGUUGAGGUGUUCAGAGUGACUUAUAUGGAGGAGGCUUUGAUUGUACCUUCUCAGAGGAGAAUGAUUAAGUCAUUGGCAUUGGAAAUUUCUGGUGAUAAUCGCUUUCCUGUUAUAGAUGUUGCUCGUUGCACAUCUGCUGGUGGCCUUCAGUUUAGAAAUCCUUCGUUUGAGGAGCUGAAGUAUGUGUUUGCCGUCAUGAAAGCUAUUUCUUGGGUUCACCCGCUGCUUAAGCAUCAAACUGAUUGUGGUCAAAAGUGGUCGAGGUUCAUUGAUUUUGAAUCAUUCAUUGAAACAGUUGAUGUGCAAUGGCCUCCUGAAAUGAUGGAAGGUAAUAAUGAUCUAGUAGCAGUUACAGUCUCUCACCCGCCUGGUCAUGGAUAUGAUGAGAGAACAAGUUCAACAGCUAACUCAACUCCUACCAAAUAUGCAGAACCAGCAGAGGAAAAUUUCGUUAUUAUUAAAGAGAACUUCCCUGAUAUUGUAAGACAGUGUGCUGUCUGCAAUAAGGAUGUUCAGGGAGAAGAGUUAGUUUGUUGUGCAUCAUGUCGUGCUGUGGUGUAUUGUGGAACUCCCUGCCAGGACCUGCACUGGGAGGAAGCACAUAAAAACAUGUGUGGUCUUUACAAGGCCAUGAUGGCAAGAGAAAAAGAGCUCGCAAUGGAAAUAUUUCUUUUUCCGUGUUCUACCGAACAACCAUGUAAAUGGCUUGAAUUAUUGGGUAUCCACCAAAAGGGCAUGUGGAGAAGAAAGUGCAACUGCUACUCUCAGUGCCCUUAUGGUUCACUUCCUGUGGAUGACAGGCUUUCAGAUUCAUGGGGUGGUUUAAGUGAAGAUGAUUAUCCUCAUGACUCGCCUUUUAGCAGUCAGUCAAGGGAUGGUAUGUUAAGUCCAGUUCUUCUUGCUGGCUGGUCAGAUUACUACAGCCUCCAGUCACUCCCCUUGUCAAGUCCUGUUGCAGACAUUUUAUCUCAUCCCUUCACAGUGUAUCACAUUUUGACAGCAGUAGAUAUCAAUUCAAAGAAUCUAUUACUGCAAGGCAAAGAGGUUACUGUUCAUUAUGUUGGGCCUGAAGCAGAAUUGGACUGGAUGCCUGCAUUCGCAGAAAUUAGUCAUGUACUGAAUGGGAUGGGGAAUAUAAAUAUGGUAAUGGUGGGACCUGGGAUUCCCACACAUCUGUCCGGUACAACUUUUGGAAUUGGAAGCAGGAUAAGGGUGAAUCUUGUAAGAGGUCUUUAUCAAGAAGAAUCCAUGUAUCUCCCUGCACCGAAUGUCAUUGUUGCACUGAACUGUAAGCUGGAGAGCUAUUCUAGUUGGGAUGGAACUCUUGAGCUGAUAAAAUUAAUGGGAAUUCCCUCCUUUUUCACUGAUCAGACUGAAAUUUUGUGUUCAAAUGCUAAACAAGUUCUUUGUAAUUUUGGACUGCAAGUCACCCAUCCAGUGACACCUAAUCCAUUCCGCUCUCCAGUAAGGAAUUACGAGCCUUCUGACAAUCUUCCAUCAUACAGCAAUGCAUUUCUCUUUGGAGUUAAUACAUGACCUCAGGGCUGCAGGACCUCUCCACGCCAGAUUAACUCCAGGUGUUAAGAAAGAGGACAUAAGAGUAGAAGUUGAGGACUCAGUCUACCUAAUAAUAAGAACAGAAAGCGAAAAUGAAACAACAGGGGAGCCUGUAAGGUGCUUCAUGAAAAAAUUUAGACUACCAGGUAUGAUAGAUGUGAAUGGAAUCUCAGCUGGUUACGAAGACGGGGUCUUGACAGUCACAGUCCCGAGAUUUUCUGUUAGAACAGGAUUUCAUAUUGAACCAUCAGACGUAUCUGAACAGCUCGGAGUUCUUGCAAGAGCUGCUUGAUAAUCCAAAGAUUCACAGACAUUUCUUUAUUCGCUCCUUUUAGAUUAUAGCUAAAUCUGUAUUGGAUGCGCUAGAUCUGAAGAUUGUUGUUACUGAAUCACUAUGUUGUACAUAAAAAUUGUUAGAAGCAGCUUAAAAUUUCAAUGGCUUAUCUUAAUAUGUGUUUGCA
Daucus carota subsp. sativus is the source of this 2785-nucleotide messenger RNA. RefSeq lists its product as uncharacterized. Lineage: Eukaryota; Viridiplantae; Streptophyta; Magnoliopsida; Apiales; Apiaceae. The coding region runs from base 405 to 2303 and encodes 632 amino acids. The record is from RefSeq and is a predicted model, not a curated record. The transcript has 2 exons.